UCCACUGACACAGACAGCAGCCCUGGAACCCUACACAUCCACAACACAGUGUUACUGAGAUUGCUGCUUCAAUAGUUGAAGGAGGUUCAGGACUGUACAAUGCAGGAGAGCAGAGUGAGUGGGUCCUAAACAUCAUCUUACUGAGUGCAGAUUACAAUCACCAGCAGCAGGUCCUCACUGCUCAUACAAGGGGAGGAAGUAAGAGGAAAAACACUCCUCCCCCUCCUCCCUGUCCCUCCACCACCCCCAGGUCUGUCUCUGCUGCCCAGCACACUGGAUUCAUCUGUUUCAGCACUUGGACAGCUCCAUCGCAUUAGCAGCAAACUGUGGGUUUAUUGAGGAGAAGAGCAGCUGCCUCGGACUCUCUGCUCUGCCCCUGAUGACUAUGGCCAGCGUCCAACAAGGGGAAAAGCAGCUCUUUGAGAAGUUUUGGAAGGGGACUUUUAAAGCGGUGGCCACUCCACGAAGGGAAAGUAUUAUUGUUGCCAGCAUCACCGCUCGCAAGCCGCUACCAAGUUAUGACAGUAUCACCAGCUCAACAUCUCCGCUUAAAGAGCAGAAGUAUGACCAGCAGAAUGGGAGUCUGACACAUGGGAGUCCUGCAGAACGGCUUGGGAGGGACCUCUCUAUAUAUCAUCCACAUAGCCCUGCAGGAGCAGAACGCAGCUCUUCCCCACCACAGAAAUCCAAAAAGAAGAAGAAAAAAUCAGAACGCAAGAAAAGAAAAAGGUCUCGGUCUUAUAGCCCUUCCCCAGUAAAAAAGAAAAAGAAGAAGAGUUCAAAGAAGCGGAAGAGAAACAGGUCUUCCCCCAAGAAAAAAAGACACAGCUCGUCCAGUCCAAAAAGUAAAAGGAAGCAAGACAAAAAGCACAGAAAGCACUCACAUGGCAGGCAACGAAAAUCCCAUCACCAUCAUCACCAUCGUUCUCGUUCAGCAAGUUCCGAGUCUAGGUCCUCAAGCUGUGAAAACCGGUUAAGGGACCAGUCCAAAGAAGAGAGGCACCGAUCAAAACGAAAGGGACACAAAUGCAGAGAUUCUAGGUCUGUAAAUAAGAAGCAGAGAGAAAGCAAACUUCAGUGCUCUAUCCUGCCUGCACCGAACGGCUGCUCUACCAAGAUAAUUCCUCAAUCAGUUCCUGGCCUUUUGGUCACAGCUGAGAGUAACGGAAGCUGCCGAAAGGACAAUACAAAUGAAUACGACUCAGGGAAUGAUACAUGCUCACCUCCUUCAACACAGGCAAGCUCAUCAAGGUUGAAGGUCAACCAGGAAAAAGAUAGCCCAAAUCAUCAAGAAUUUGGGCAAGUUCCUUCCUCUGGGAAAACUCCAAAUGGUCAUAGCGACAAUAUCUCUGAUUCAGGGAAUUCGUCGGCCAGUUGUUUCUCUUUUACCAAGGAUGGCACACUACUUUUGGCUGACUCACGGACGCAGGAUAAGAGAAGCAUCUCCUCAUGUCUGGGAUGUCUGGAGGAACAGAAGAGUCUAUCCGAUCUGUCUCCAGACCGGAACUCUACACGCAGUCGCCGGUCAAGAAGUUCCACUUACACAGAUACUCAAAGAUCUUGCUCUCACAGUUCAAGCCAUUCCAUCAGCUCUAACUCAUCACACUACCGAUCUUCUGGAAGGAAGUCUCGAUGCCGAUCCAGCUCCUCAGAAGCACGAUCUUACUCAAGAUCCCCAAGCUACUCCUCAAAAUCUGAUGGGAGAAGUCCAGCAAGUAGAAGUUCACGGACUCGACGCAGUCCAAGUUACUCUCGCUACAGCCCCAGCAGGGAUCGAGAUCAUGGCAGCAAAUAUAGCUCCAGUGAGAAGGAAACACGUAAAAGGACUCACAGGAGAAGACGCAGUUAUUACUCUCCAUUAAGAAAACGCAGGAGAGAUUCCCCAAGCCAUCUAGAAGCCAGAAGAAUAACAAGUGCUCGCAAGCGUCCAAUACCAUACUACCGGCCUAGCCCAUCCUCCUCCAGCAGUGCAAGUAGCACCCCUUCUUUUUAUGGAAGUCACAGUUGGUCCAGAAGUCGCAGCUACUCUAGUGACAGGAGCAGCAGGAGUCGCAGUACUAGGAGUGGGCGAAGCCGAAGCAGAGAGUGGAGCCGAAGCUCCCGGGAGCGCAGUCGGAGCCGUAGCUGGAGCCAGAGUUCUGAUUCUUGCAACAGCACCAGGCGUUAAGACUUUUAUAAGACUGCCAUUGGCUUCUGUGUUGUUUGUAACAGAAAUGUAGAGCAGGGCUACAAUAACGCAAAUAGUUUAGAACCUUUUUUUCCAUACAAUGAUAUCAACAAAGUCCAGGUACCUUUUCUAAAUAGGUUCAUUUUCAGCAGCUCCACUUGGAGAAGAAACUGUAAAAAAGGUACCACUUCUCUAAAUCUUUCAUAUCCCUCUAAACUAAGUGGUAGUCAAGUUGCCAUGCAUAACUGGAGUCUAUGUAAGCGGCCCUGCUCGGAUGAGUCGUAGCACCUAUAUGUUCAGUCCCAUUAGGGGUUCCAUGACACAGUGACACACACAUGGAAUGGCAAGCAUGUCAAUUUGUCUUACAUUUCUAGACAUCAAAUCGCUUUACAAUAGGUACUGCCUCAAAACUUGUAAUAGGGUCUUAUUUACUUUUUGAGCUUCAGAAUAAAAAUGUAUUAUCUGUAGGUCUUUUGCACUGACAGGGUUAAUAAGGGUCAAUUAAAAAAAAUUAGAUUCUAGCAGCCAUCUAACUGUGCAGUUUGACCUUCACAAUGUGAUUGGGUUGAUAGCUCAAAGGCAGCUUUGCCUUAGAUCUGAAUUGAGUCCUUUUUGUCACACGUAUGAAGCCAUUUAGAAGGACCUAUUUGGGCUGCAAUAACCCACAGUGACAAAGUCCUUCCGAUCAUGUACUGAAUAUAGACAGGAUAUUUAGACACUUGUCUGAAUCAUUCCUAUCAAAGAAACAUUGAGUCAUUAAUAUCAGCAAACUGAAAAUAAUAUCAUUCUGCAAAAGAUUAAGCUGAAAGAGAGUCAGCAGUGCAUUUCUGAUACAAAUUGUGUUAAUGCUAUUUAUUUAUUUAAGUAUUUAUUUUGGUAUUUAUUAAUGUUUACAUAAUUUAUAAAGUGACAUCCAUUGCAAUCAAUCUGUUCUACAUGCAUACAUAAUGAACUAUUUCAACUCUAUAAUGACAUUUCAUUGUCAUGGCAACAGCUGCGGUGCUGCUAUACGAUAUGAGAAAAUGGCGGCAUCCUGUCUAACAAACAUCUUAUCUAGGAUUGUCAACUCUGAGUUAGGAUUUUUUUUGUUGUCUCAAUGUGUCAGGGAAAUAUGUCAGUAGAGCAAUGGCUCCUAAACCAGUCCUUGUG
Molecule: messenger RNA, 3316 nt
Organism: Pelobates fuscus (common spadefoot toad)
Lineage: Eukaryota; Metazoa; Chordata; Amphibia; Anura; Pelobatidae
Gene: SRRM4
Product: serine/arginine repetitive matrix 4
Exons: 13
Coding region: 380-2167 (595 amino acids)
Biological process (GO): neuron maturation; mRNA processing; regulation of RNA splicing
Cellular component (GO): nucleus
Molecular function (GO): mRNA binding
Source: RefSeq, a predicted model, not a curated record